GGCGCAGAGGACACUUCCGGUCUCCGAGCCUGAGAUUCCUGCUUUAACGACCGGCGUCUUGCAGGACGUUUUGAACGAGCCCCUUUUGCCUGAGGCUCGCAACCACCCGAUGAUCGAUGAUCGUCUCAGGGGAAAAGAAGGCUUGCCGAAGAGCAGAGGUUUAGAGGCACAAUUCUGCUUUCCCUUGAACUGCAUCAUUCAGGACUCUGCAAAUUCCCUAAAGUAGGAGGAAAAAUGACCACGUCCAAGGAGGCAGUGACCUUCAAGGAUGUGGUGGUGGUCUUCACUGAGGAGGAGCUGGGGCUGCUGGACCUUGCCCAGAGGAAGCUGUAUCGAGAUGUGAUGCUGGAGAACUUCAGGAACCUGCUGUCAGUGGGGCAUCAACCAUUCCACCGAGAUACUUUCCACUUUCUAAGGGAGGAAAAGUUUUGGAUGAUGGAUAUAGCAACCCAAAGAGAAGGGAAUUCAGGAGGCAAGAUCCAACCUGAGAUGAAGACUGUUCCAGAAGCAGGACCACAUAAAGGGUUGUCCUGCCAGCAGAUCUGGGAAGAAAUUGCAAGUGAUUUAACCAGGCCUCAAGACUCUACCACAAAUAGCUCUCAGUUCUUUGAACAGGGUGAUGCCCACUCCCAGGCUGAGGAAGGACUAUCUAUAAUGCAUACAGGACAGAAACCUUCCAAUCGUGGGAAGUGUAAACCAUCCUUCAGUGAUGUUUCCAUCUUUGAUCUUCCUCAGCAAAUACACUCAGCAGAGAAGUCUCAUUCCCGUGAUGAGUGUGGAAAAAGCUUCUGUUACAUCUCAGCACUUCAUAUUCAUCAGAGAGUCCACCUGGGAGAGAAACUCUUUAAGUGUGACCUGUGUGGUAAGGAAUUCAGUCAGAGUUUACAUCUGCAAACUCAUCAGAGAGUCCACACUGGAGAGAAACCUUUCAAAUGUGAACAAUGUGGGAGAGGCUUCAGAUGUAGAUCAGCACUUACAGUUCAUUGCAAAUUACACAUGGGAGAGAAACAUAAUUGUGAGGUAUGUGGGAGGGCUUUCAUUCAUGAUAUCCAGCUUCAGAAACAUCAGAGAAUUCACACAGGGGAGAAGCCAUUCAAAUGUGAGAUAUGUAGUAUGAGCUUCCGUCUUAGGUCAAGUCUUAAUAGGCAUUGUGUGGUCCACACAGGAAAGAAACCAAACAACACUGGGGAAUAUGGAAAAGGCUUCAUCGGUAGGCUGGAUUUGUGUAAGCAUCAGACGAUCCACACAGGAGAGAAACCAUAUAAUUGUAAAGAAUGUGGGAAGAGCUUCAGACGGUCCUCAUAUCUUUUGAUCCAUCAGCGAGUCCACACUGGAGAAAAGCCAUACAAAUGUGACAAGUGUGGGAAGAGCUACAUUACUAAGUCAGGUCUUGACUUGCACCAUAGAGCACACACAGGAGAGAGACCUUAUAACUGUGAUGACUGUGGGAAGAGCUUUAGACAGGCCUCAAGUAUUUUGAAUCAUAAGAGACUCCACUGCCAGAAAAAACCAUUCAAAUGUGAGGACUGUGGAAAGAAGCUUGUACACCGGUCAUACCGUAAAGACCAACCAAGAGACCACAGUGGAGAAAAUCCAUCCAAAUGUGAGGACUGUGGGAAGCGCUACAAGAGGCGCUUGAAUCUUGAUAUAAUUUUAUCAUUAUUUUUAAAUGACACAUAAGUGUUGUACAUAUUUAAGGGGGAAAAUUUGAUAUUUAAAUAUACGUAUAUGAUGUAUAAUGAUCAAAUCAGUGUAAUUAGCAUAUUUAUCACCUCAAACAAUGAUCUCUUCUUUGUGUUGGGAAAAUUAAAAAUUCGUUGUUCUAGCAA
Messenger RNA from Mandrillus leucophaeus (drill), 1829 nucleotides. It is a transcript of the gene ZNF223, whose product is annotated as zinc finger protein 223. Gene Ontology annotation, biological process: regulation of transcription by RNA polymerase II. Gene Ontology annotation, cellular component: nucleus. The transcript is spliced from 5 exons. Gene Ontology annotation, molecular function: DNA-binding transcription activator activity, RNA polymerase II-specific; RNA polymerase II cis-regulatory region sequence-specific DNA binding. The record is from RefSeq and is a predicted model, not a curated record. NCBI's taxonomy places the organism in Eukaryota, Metazoa, Chordata, Mammalia, Primates, Cercopithecidae. The coding region runs from base 235 to 1680 and encodes 481 amino acids.